AUGUCUCGAUUCUUUCCCCACGCAGCCUAUGCAGAAGACCAGCCUCUCGCCAAAACCAUCCUCACAACUCAUGUCCUUACCAGAGCAUUUCAAGCCAGCUCUCUAGGCGGGGCCGGAGUCGGACUCUCUCUCCUAACACUGCGCCGCCUCAAUGUCCUCUCCCCCCGCAUCUCGCCCCUUCCCGCCUACUUGAUGAUUCUCCGUAGUACCGGAACAGGCGCGGUCCUUGCUUUGGGAAUAUUGUCCGUGGGGCUGCCGAUUCGAAUGUCCGGGAGAGAAGCAAUUGAGUGGCAGGAUAGGAGUUGGAGGUUGAGAGGGAAUAAAGGCCAAACGGAACUUGACGACUGGACUUAUGCCGGGAUGGCCGCUGCCGCGGCGGCUGUAGCAUCAAAGGUGAAAGGGCUGGGUUGGAGAGGUGCUGUCGGUGGUAUAGGCGCGGGAAGUGUAGUGGGGAUCUUGAGCUAUAUGGGGUGGAGAUAUGGUGUCAAGGGUGGAAAGUUCGAGGAAGACGACACACCAUAG
Molecule: messenger RNA, 522 nt
Organism: Hyaloscypha bicolor E
Lineage: Eukaryota; Fungi; Ascomycota; Leotiomycetes; Helotiales; Hyaloscyphaceae
Exons: 1
Coding region: 1-522 (173 amino acids)
Source: RefSeq, a predicted model, not a curated record